Molecule: messenger RNA, 285 nt
Organism: Dentiscutata erythropus
Lineage: Eukaryota; Fungi; Glomeromycota; Glomeromycetes; Diversisporales; Gigasporaceae
Source: the annotation of a GenBank genome assembly
AUGUCCAACUUAUCAAAUACUAUAGGGUUAUCUUAUACUACACUUUCUAAUCACAAAACUCUUGAAAUAAAACAGACACAAUUAUUAAAAAGACAAACCUCUCUAGAUAGUUUCUUGUCAUAUGAGGGUGUUACUAAAAGCGAAUGUUUUGACCCAGAAGAAUCUGAUGAUAAUAUAAUUCCUGAACAAAAUAAAACAUCAGCAGAAGCAUCUUCAUUCCCUACUAGGAUGCAGUUGCCAAGAGCAAAGCGUAAGAAUAAUGUUAUGUAUAUGCAAAGUGUAUAG